CACGCACCUGAGACAAAACCCUGGAAGUGGGAGCCGCGGGGUCGCAGGGAUGAUACCCCCGCAGGAAGCGUCCGCCCGACGGCGGGAAAUUGAGGACAAGCUGAAGCAGGAGGAGGAGACGCUGUCCUUCAUCCGGGACAGCCUGGAGAAGAGCGACCAGCUCACCAAAAACAUGGUGUCCAUCCUGUCGUCCUUCGAGAGCCGCCUGAUGAAGCUGGAGAACUCCAUCAUCCCUGUGCACAAGCAGACAGAGAACCUGCAGCGGCUGCAGGAGAAUGUUGAGAAGACUCUGUCCUGCCUGGACCACGUCAUCAGCUACUACCAUGUGGCCAGUGACACGGAGAAGAUCAUCAGGGAGGGCCCCACAGGGAGGCUGGAAGAGUACCUGGCGAGCAUGGCCAAGAUUCAGAAGGCGGUGGAGUAUUUCCAGGACAAUAGCCCAGACAGCCCAGAGCUCAACAAAGUGAAGCUGCUGUUUGAGCGCGGGAAGGAGUCUCUAGAGUCCGAGUUCCGCAGCCUAAUGACCCGGCACAGCAAGGUCGUCUCCCCUGUGCUCAUCCUGGACCUGAUCAGCGGCGAGGAGGAGCUGGAGGUCCAGGAGGAGGUGCCCCUUGAGCACCUGCCCGAGGGCGUGCUGCUGGACGUGGUCCGCAUCUCACGCUGGCUGGUGGAGUACGGACGCAACCAAGACUUCAUGAACGUCUACUACCAAAUCCGCUCCAGCCAGCUGGACCGCUCCAUCAAGGGCCUGCGGGAGCAUUUCCGGAAGAGCAGUUCUGCCUCCGGGGUGCCCUACUCCCCAGCCAUCCCCAGCAAGAGGAAAGACACGCCCACCAAGAAGCCCGUCAAGCGGCCAGGGACGAUCCGUAAGGCUCAGAACCUUCUGAAACAGUAUUCCCAGCAUGGUCUAGAUGGGAAAAAGGGGGGCUCUAACCUCAUUCCUCUGGAAGGGAGAGACGACAUGCUGGACGUGGAGACCGACGCCUACAUCCACUGCGUCAGUGCCUUCGUCAAGCUGGCCCAGAGCGAGUACCAGCUGCUGACGGAGGUCAUCCCUGAGCACCACCAGAAGAAGACCUUCGACUCCCUGAUCCAGGACGCACUGGAUGGGCUGAUGCUUGAGGGGGAGAAUAUCGUGUCCGCUGCCCGGAAGGCCAUCGCAAGACACGACUUCUCCGCAGUGCUCACCGUCUUCCCCGUCCUGCGGCACCUCAAGCAGGCCAAGCCCGAGGUUGACCAGGUGCUCCAGGGCACGGCCGCCAGCACCAAGAACAAGCUGCCCAGCCUCAUCGCUUCCAUGGAGACAGUUGGCGCCAAGGCGCUGGAGGACUUCGCUGACAACAUCAAGAAUGACCCGGACAAGGAGUACAACAUGCCCAAGGAUGGCACAGUGCACGAGCUCACAAGCAAUGCCAUCCUCUUCCUGCAGCAGCUCCUGGACUUCCAGGAGACGGCGGGCGCCAUGUUGGCCUCCCAAGUUCUUGGGGACACAUACAAUAUUCCUUUAGACCCCCGAGAGACCAGUUCCUCGGCCACCAGCUACAACUCCGAGUUCAGCAAGCGCCUCCUGAGCACCUAUAUCUGUAAAGUCCUGGGCAACCUGCAGUUGAACUUGCUGAGCAAAUCCAAGGUGUACGAGGACCCAGCUCUGAGCGCCAUCUUCCUACACAACAACUACAACUACAUCCUCAAGGCCCUGGAGAAGUCUGAGCUGAUCCAGCUGGUGGCCGUGACCCAGAAGACUGCGGAGCGCUCCUACAGGGAGCACAUCGAGCAGCAGAUCCAGACCUACCAGCGCAGUUGGUUAAAGGUGACCGACUACAUCUCGGAGAAGAACCUACCUGUGUUCCAACCUGGAGUCAAGCUCCGGGACAAGGAGCGGCAGAUGAUCAAGGAGCGGUUUAAGGGCUUCAAUGAUGGCCUCGAAGAAUUGUGCAAGAUCCAGAAAGCCUGGGCUAUUCCUGACACAGAGCAGAGGGACAAGAUCCGCCAAGCGCAGAAGCACAUUGUCAAGGAGACUUACGGGGCCUUCCUGCACCGGUAUAGCAGCGUGCCCUUCACCAAGAACCCUGAGAAGUACAUCAAGUACCGCGUGGAGCAGGUCGGCGACAUGAUCGACCGCCUCUUCGACACCUCCGCUUGAACCGGCUCCUGUCCCUGCCUGGUUGCACCAGACCAGCGUGCUCUCGGACACAUAAACCCAUGUUAACUUGCCUCUGGGCCGGGUGAGUCUGAUGUCCUUUGGGACAGGGACGUUUCUUCACUGCCCGGGCCAGGUGCCCUGUCCCUGGACCCUCGAGUCCUGGUCUGCGCUUCUUCCCGCAGCCCCUGUUCCCCACCAGAGCGCUCUGCUAAGCACUGGGCUUCCUGCACACCUUGGGUUUGGUGUCCCUAGCACAGCCUGCAGGGGCCAGGUGAUGGCUUCAAGACAGGAAAAGACAGAGGAAGACAAAGGCCUGUGCCCGGAGCUGCCUGGGGAGCACAAGAACAGGGGGCGGGACAGCCCCGCCGCCUGCCCCCAUGAGUCGGGGCAGGGCACCGCCCUCUUCAGCUCAGACCCCUGGCAGCCAGGCGGCCAGAGAGGACACGAGCAGCACUGACCUGCGCUCGAAAUUACUGCAGAAACGCAUUCCCCACCGCCGUCCGCAGGCUGGGUGAGGUGUUCCGUCCCAGGAGUGCGUGCGCUCCAUUCCCUCCGGGGCCGGCACCCUGCAGCUGUUCAGAGGAGUUCUCACCGCCCUGCGCGACUCUCAGGCCCCUGCCUCCUGGUCCCCAGUGCCUCCUGGCCCAGGGCCAAGCAGCAGUGGUCGCAGGGAGAGCAGUUAGGCGGGGCAGGGGUGGGGG
Molecule: messenger RNA, 2844 nt
Organism: Pteronotus mesoamericanus
Lineage: Eukaryota; Metazoa; Chordata; Mammalia; Chiroptera; Mormoopidae
Gene: EXOC7
Product: exocyst complex component 7
Exons: 20
Coding region: 50-2143 (697 amino acids)
Biological process (GO): exocytosis
Cellular component (GO): exocyst
Molecular function (GO): phosphatidylinositol-4,5-bisphosphate binding
Source: RefSeq, a predicted model, not a curated record